This is a messenger RNA of Trichoderma asperellum CBS 433.97, 360 nucleotides long. RefSeq lists its product as uncharacterized. The record is from RefSeq and is a predicted model, not a curated record. NCBI's taxonomy places the organism in Eukaryota, Fungi, Ascomycota, Sordariomycetes, Hypocreales, Hypocreaceae.
AUGGACUCCGCGAAGAGGAUCUUGAAGCGCGUUGGACGCAAAUCGCAACGAGCUAAGGGUGGCGACAAGUCCGUUGUCGACGAGAAUAUAGAAGCCCGUUGGAAGGCAGAAAUUCAAGUGGGAAUGCAAGACAGAAACUUUCAAAUUAAAACGCACCAUAUCUGGAAGGAUAUGAACGAGAAUGAAAGGGACGAAUUCGAAGACCUAUUUAAGAAACCCGAGAACUGGGACCAGGGAUGGUGGUGGAAUCAGUUUGAAAAGCUUUGGUUAAAGUAUUGGGCCACUGGGUCUGGAUCGAAGCAGCUCAUGGAGAAGAAUGGCUACAACGUUGAGGAGGAUGCAUUGGAAAUUCGAUGCUAG